AUGAUUUUGACACUUUUUUAUAUGAUAGCAACAUCAAUUCAGUCAAGAAGAAUUUUAUUUUUAAAAACUCAUUUAAGCAGUUUAUUCCAAGGAAACACAAAUAUUUAUCCGUCAAUAAUGUUUUAUAAUAAAACAGUAGGUUCAUGUAAAGAAUCAAAAUCUACUAUGAAUGAUCAUGAAAAUGAUGAAUUUAUGACUUCUUGUCUAUGUGUGAAUAAAACUGAUGCUAGACUAGAAGAAUUACUAUGGUAUUAUGGUGAUAUGAGAUUAUGCACUAUAUUUCCUCAACAAAAAGUUGACAUCUCAAGUUGGUUAACGUAUCAGUAUGGCAAAACAUUUUUUCCUUUACAUAUAAAUAACCGUAAUGGAAAUUUAUUACAAUCAGAGUACAAACUUUAUAUACUUGUUGAAGCUGAUCUUGAAAGCUAUAAUCCUCUUGCUGCAACACAUGCUACAAAGGUUGAGGAUUAUGGUUUAAUUAUUACGUGGACGGCAAAUAAAAAUAUUGAUUUAAUUAUAGAAUCUGAUUUAGAUAUGGUUGCAAAAUUUUUUAUUGCAGCAAUGGAAGGUCAAUGUUAUGUUAAUAAUGGCUUAUUAUUGAAACGAAUAGAAACUGUCCUGAUAUCAGGAAAGCCUUGCCUUUACAAUAGUGAUAUCUUGAAUUCAACUCCAACUAAAAAAUUUAUAGAUAAAAUUGAAUGGGAAACGCACACGGAAAAAUUAAAAUCAUUAAGUAACACUGCCAGAAUUGCAUCCGAAAAAUGUAAAUCACUCGAAGUUAAGGAAUUUCCAGGUUUAAUAGUAUAUCCGGAAAAUAUUCUAGAUGCAGAAAUUGAACUUGUGAAACGGGUAGAAUCAAAUGAAACGCUAGAAAUUGAAAGUAGAAGUCAAGUUUCUACACCAGUUUCAAUAAAUAUUCCUCAACAUGAGAUUCAAUUAUCAGAAGAUGAAAUACAAAAAAUUACGGAAGAUAUUGAAUUUCAAGGUGUUCCGCAUUCUGCUAGUAAAUCACUUGAUGUGCUUGAUAAUUUAGAAGAUGAAUCUAAAGCUAUAAGAUACAGACAAGUAUCUUGUAGUGAUAUAAAAAGUACAAGUAAAUCUUUUCAUGAUGCUAAGGAUAGUAAAAUAAUAGCAUCAACUAGUCCUUUUAAAAAUUCUAUGGCGGAAAUAACAACGAAGUUAUCAAAUAAAAAUGUAAAACCAAAUGUUUUAAUAUAUGCCGAUAGUUUGAUUGCACGUAAUAAUGUAAAAGGCGUAUUAGAAGAAUCUCUUGGCACGGAUAAAUAUACCAUUUAUGCAUUAUCUCCAGAAGAAGCUCGUAAUGAUGCUUGGAUAGAAAAUGCAGCUUUAGUCGUUGUUUGUGGUAAUGUCGGUAAUGAAAUUGGAAGUCAAAUUGUGGAAUAUAUUCUCCAUGGUGGCAAACUUCUUGCUUUAUGUUCCGAUGUAAUUCAUAUUUUACUUCCAUCAUUUAAAACGGCAGAAGUGCGAGAAAAUGAACUUGUUCACUUUUCUUAUGGAAAAUGGAAGCAUAUACGCAUGAUGCAUCAUAUCUUUUGUUAUCAAGCAUCUCCUGUAAGGACGAGAUUUUCCCAGGAUCAUGAAGACGUAAAAAUGUCUAGUGUGUCUCCUCCAGAGUCGAUAGAUGUGAAAGAUAAAAAAGGAAAUUCGCAUUCGUUUGAUCUUAAAGUACUUGGAACAGAAGAAACUUGGCAUACUCCAAGUAUUUUACUUGCGACUCUUCCGGAAAGUGGUGGAAAAGUUGUAUUUUCUCAAAUACAUCUAGAAGUGGAUCCAAUGCAAUAUGAAUUUGAAGAAAGUAAAUUUAAUGCAUUGAAGGGUAAUGCAACUAGAUUAGAAAUAUUCAAUGAUCUGUUAAAAGUACAUCUGGGAAUUGAAUUUCGAAGUACUUUACAAAUUACUCCAUCUGUAAUUUACAAAUCAGCUUUCUUUUUGGGACGACACGAGUUAAAACUAGAAAUGUUGGAAAAAUUAAAGGAUAUAAUGAAAACAAACGAUACUUUAAAAAUGCCUAAGUUGGAAAUUCAGUUUUGUAGGAGUAGUACAAUUCCAAAACCAGCUUCAUCUUCGUUCCUUCCUAUUAUGAUACAUCAGUGUCCUGACAAUUUCUCUACUGUAGAAUAUUUUGAGAAUUUAACUUCAAAGGAAUUAGGACGUUUAGUAAUAUAUGCAGAAGUAAUGACAUCUUCAAUGGAUGUAUUUAAUGGUUAUAAAUUAGGACAUGGUUUAGCAGUUAUUGUUCGUCAGCAAACUCAAGGACGAGGAAGAAGCAAAAAUAUUUGGCUUAGUCCAAAAGGUUCUGCCCUAUUUACCUUGCAACUUCAUGUGCCUACUAAUACAAUACUUGGAAGACGAAUUUCAAUUUUACAACAUUUAAUUUCUGUUGCAAUUAUUUCUGCAUUUAAGUCUUUACCAGGAUAUGAGGAUAUUGAUCUAAGAUUAAAAUGGCCUAACGAUAUUUAUGCCGGUAAUAAUAUAAAAAUAGGAGGAAUGAUUAUAGAGACACAUGUUAUUUCAAAUCUUAAUAUUUGUAAUGUUGGAGUUGGAAUAAAUUUAUUUAAUAAAGAACCUACAUGUUGCAUUAAUGACAUAGUUUGUGCAUUUAAUGAAAUGUAUAAUAAAAAAUUAAAAAUGAUAUCGUAUGAACAGUACUUUGCUAUUGUAUUUAACGAAAUUGAAAGAUGGUUAAAUAUUGUACAAGAUGGUGAUAUAGAUGUUUUUCUGGAUGCAUAUUAUACUUAUUGGAUGCACACCGAUGCAGAUGUAACGGUAUUAUCAAUAACGGGAGUGACACAAAAUGUUAGAAUAUUAGGUAUAGAUGAUUAUGGAUAUUUACGUGUUCGAGGAGAAGAUGGAACAAUAUUUACUGUACAUCCAGAUGGUAAUACUUUCGAUUGCUUGAAAGGUCUUAUAGCUCCGAAAUAACUAGAUUCAAAUAGAAUAAAGAAUCUCUUAAAUACAUUUUAAUAGUUAAUUGUACACUAUUGUUCUUUUUUAUUUUUAUACAUCAUGUGUAUAUAUUUUAGAUUAUUGUAAAAUGAAUCUUAAUCAAAAAUUAAUUAUUUUAUAUUUAGUUUUAGUUAAUUAUUUAUUAUUUGCUAUGCAGCAAAUAAAAUAUAAGCUAUUGUAUCUUGAUCUAUAUCUUGUUAUUCGAUUUGAUGUAAUAUUUAAUGUUAAAAAAAAAAAUACAAUAAAAAUAUUGUUAAAUAAAA
This is a messenger RNA of Apis florea (little honeybee), 3230 nucleotides long. RefSeq names its product holocarboxylase synthetase-like protein (gene Hcs). NCBI's taxonomy places the organism in Eukaryota, Metazoa, Arthropoda, Insecta, Hymenoptera, Apidae. Gene Ontology annotation, biological process: protein modification process. The record is from RefSeq and is a predicted model, not a curated record. Gene Ontology annotation, cellular component: cytoplasm. Gene Ontology annotation, molecular function: biotin--[biotin carboxyl-carrier protein] ligase activity.